GGUUCCAGGAGGUGGAGCAUAGAAUUCCUGAGAGAAAGGAGAUGUCAGGUUGUUAACGGCUUCCGAGGAGAUGUCUUUAAACACAAGUCAUAAAUCUGUCCAGGAAGAGAAAAUAAAUUCACGUGGAAAACCCACAGGAUCUUAGCCGUGUCCCAGGGGAACAGGCUGGAGCUACCAGGCCACGUGUCCAGAUCAUCCCCGCUGUGGGGCAAGAGUGAUUGUUAUUAAGCUGGUGAUGGUGGUCUCAUGGCUGUAGGCACUGAUCUCGACCCUCCUAAUUCUGCCUUCGUAGAUCUCCAUCCUUUGUCAGGGCAGAGCCAGAUGGCCGUGUCCCAGGGAACCUUGACCUUCAGGGACGUGUUUGUGGACUUCACCCUGGAGGAGUGGCAGCAGCUGGACGCCACUCAGAAGAACCUCUGCAGGGAUGUCAUGCUGGAGAACUACAGCCACCUGGUCUCCGUGGGAUUCCUCAUGGCCCAACCAGGUAGGAUCUUCAGGUUGGGACAAGGAGAAGAGGAGGCCAGGAAGGCAGCUGGAGAAAGCCCAACACGGAGGUGUCCAGAAUUCUGGCAAGUUGGUGACCCGAUAGAUAAUCACAAGGAAAGCCAAGACAAACCUCUGUGGCAAGCUGCAUCUGUUGAUAAGGAAACACUGAAGGAUGGAAGUGGCCAAGAAUUCAUGACAUACAGAAAAAUCAUUUAUCCAAGCACAAACUUUGUUUCUGUAAGACAAAGACUCCCUAAAUAUGAUUCAUGGGGAAAGUGUUCAAAACGUAAUUUAAAUUUUCUUAGUCAAAGUAGAAGCUAUGUAAGAAAGAAAUAUGAUGAAUGUAAGGCAUAUUGGAAAUUAUGCUUCCAUUCUAAUCUUGAUGAUAAAGCUCAACCUGGAGAGAAAUUCUUUGAGCCUAAUGAACAUGGAAAAGCCCUCCACCAUAAGCAAGCCCUUAAUAAAAGUCCAAGAAUUCAAACUGGGGAGAAAUUCUAUAAAUGUUCUGAAUGUGGAAAAGUGUUUAUCCAGAAAGCAAACCUUGUUGUACAUCAGAGAACUCACACCGGAGAGAAACCUUAUGAAUGCUGUGAAUGUGCAAAAACCUUCAGCCAGAAGUCAACCCUCACUGCACACCAGAGGACUCAUACAGGGGAGAAGCCGUAUGAAUGCAGUGAAUGUGGGAAAACAUUUAUCCAGAAGUCAACUCUGAUUAAACAUCAGCGAACUCAUACAGGAGAGAAACCAUUUGUAUGUGGUGAAUGUGCAAAAGCUUUUAAGAGUUCGUAUCACCUAAUUAGACAUGAAAAAACACACAUUAGACAAGCAUUUUAUGAAGCUAUCAAAUGUGGUAAGUCCAGACUUACACAUCAAAGGACUCAUACAGGUGAGAAACCUGAGUGCAAUAAACAUGGGAAAGCCUUUGAUGAGACGCCCACCCCCAUUAAACAUCAGGGAACUCAUACAAAAGAGAAACCUUAUGAGUGCAGUAAAUGCGGAAAAGGAUUCAGGGGAAAGUCACACCUUUCUGUUCAUCAGAGAGUUCAUACAGGAGAGAAACCCUAUGAAUGCAGCAUAUGUGGGAAGACUUUGAGUGGAAAAUCACACCUCUCUGUCCAUCAUAGAACUCAUACAGGAGAGAAACCUUACGAAUGCAGAUGAUGUGGGAAAGCAUUUGGUGAGAAGUCAACCCUUAUUGUACAUCACAGAACUCAUACAGGAGAAAAACCCUAUAAAUGCAAUGAAUGUGGGAAAGCCUUCAGUGAAAAGUCACCACUGACUAAACAUCAGAGAAUUCAUACAGGAGAGAGACCCUAUGAAUGCAGUGACUGUAGGAAAGCAUUCAGUAGGAAGUCAACUCUCAUUAAACAUCAGAGAAUUCAUACAGGAGAAAAACCCUAUGAAUGUAGUGAAUGUGGCAAAGCCUUCAGUGUGAAAUCAACUCUCAUUGUACAUCACAGAACUCAUACAGGAGAGAAACCUUAUGAAUGCAGAGAAUGUGGCAAAGCCUUCAGUGGGAAGUCAACUCUCAUUAAACAUCAGAAAAGUCAUACAGGAGAGAAAACCUAUUAAUAUACUUUAGUGUGAGAUAAUUUCACUAGUUACACCUCAUUAUAUUAUAUAUCUAUCAAUUCAU
This is a messenger RNA of Eubalaena glacialis (North Atlantic right whale), 2122 nucleotides long. RefSeq names its product zinc finger protein 674 (gene ZNF674). Gene Ontology annotation, cellular component: nucleus. NCBI's taxonomy places the organism in Eukaryota, Metazoa, Chordata, Mammalia, Artiodactyla, Balaenidae. The record is from RefSeq and is a predicted model, not a curated record. Gene Ontology annotation, biological process: regulation of transcription by RNA polymerase II. Gene Ontology annotation, molecular function: DNA-binding transcription factor activity, RNA polymerase II-specific; RNA polymerase II transcription regulatory region sequence-specific DNA binding. The transcript has 5 exons.